AUGCAGUAUUCGCUGUCCUCGGCCCUCACAGUUGCAACUGGACUUCUUACUCCCCAGGAUUGGCCACCAGUUAUGGGUCGAUUGAGAGAUGUUUGCACCGUUCGUGGACUUUGGGGGAAAUUUUGGCAUCAGUUGUACCGGAGAAAAUUGAAUCUUCCUUUCACCAUUUUGACUCGUUUUGUGCCGAUUGCUCGUGGAACAUUGUUGUCCAAGUAUCUGCAAUUAUACCUGGCCUUCAUUGCCUCUGGACUUCUGCACACUCUGGGAGCUAUGAAUGCGACGACCAGUAGCCACGAGAAUAAUAUGCUACAGCUGACAUUCUUCUUGGUACAGCCAGUGGCCAUCACAAUCGAAGAUUUCGCAGUUUACUUAGGAGAGAAAUGGGGCGCGAAGAAGUCAUGGAAGACAAAACUCCUGGGCCGGAUAUGGACGUUUUCUUGGUUCACCUAUAGUUUGAGAUAUAUGGCUGCCCAUCAGUAUGAUCUGGGAGCCUUCGAUGGGCACCCUCUGCCAAGUAUUGUUGCGGCGACCUUGGGUCUAGUCAAGAAAUUCUCAGGCGGCAAAGGUCUACACUGA
This is a messenger RNA of Venustampulla echinocandica, 576 nucleotides long. RefSeq lists its product as uncharacterized. The transcript has 3 exons. Gene Ontology annotation, biological process: lipid metabolic process. NCBI's taxonomy places the organism in Eukaryota, Fungi, Ascomycota, Leotiomycetes, Helotiales, Pleuroascaceae. The record is from RefSeq and is a predicted model, not a curated record. Bases 1 to 576 code for a protein of 191 amino acids.